Molecule: messenger RNA, 5406 nt
Organism: Syngnathoides biaculeatus (alligator pipefish)
Lineage: Eukaryota; Metazoa; Chordata; Actinopteri; Syngnathiformes; Syngnathidae
Product: XK-related protein 8-like
Exons: 3
Coding region: 775-2034 (419 amino acids)
Biological process (GO): phosphatidylserine exposure on apoptotic cell surface; engulfment of apoptotic cell; apoptotic process involved in development
Cellular component (GO): plasma membrane
Source: RefSeq, a predicted model, not a curated record
UAUACUGAAUUUCAAAGAGGAAAAACAAAAUAACUAUAAUCCAUCAUCUGCUCGUUGGAAAUCCGGAUUUGUCAUGAAUCCAGCAAAUAAAAGCUGUAUAAUUUUGAAAACUGUCACGGUAAUGACGAAGAACAUUUUGUCGGAACAUUUUCAAAAAAAAAAAUGCUGCAAGAUUGAAGCAAGCUGCCGAUUCCUGUUUUUAUUUACAAAUACGGUACACAGUGAUAUUUGAGCUGUGGUUCACUUUGUUUAUUUUUUUUACUUUCACUUAAAAGCAAAUAUUUGGAAUACAAGCGCUGCGCGGUGCCAUUGAACUCAGUUCACAAGCGGCAGUUUGUGCAGAUGGUGAAUGAUUCUUCCAGUUGGAGUUUGGUUUCGAACUAAACAAAAUAAAGCAAAUAAACAAAAAAAUAUAUAUAUAUUCAGUCACAUAUAGGAGUUAUGAAUUCAGUAACGCAGUUCAUAAAUACAGUUAGGUUCGGUUUUGGAGUUUAAAGCCUGUAAUUUGUGAAUGAAAACAAAACAAAAAAAAAUCAGUUAAAGUGACAUAGAAUGACAGAAUGAAUUCCCGAGUUUUUGUUUUGAUUUUUUUGACUAUAUCCCUUUAAGAGUACUCCUCUAGGGCAGUUUUUUUUUUUUUUUUUAAUGGAGGGGGAGUGCCGCACUUCUUUGACACAGUUGCUCCCUCCUUCUGUUCAAGACUCAAGUUAGUGAUCGACAGAUCCGCGGGAACCGGGACCAGCUCCACCAGUAUGUAGCGGGACAAGUGCAACCAUGAGCGUGUUCAAGUACUCCAAACGGGAUUGUGUCCUGACCUAUUUGGGCCUGGCGUUUUUAUUGUCGGACAUCGGGCUGGAUAUCUGGACUGCGGUGUCUUUCUAUCAGGAAGAGGAAUACUUGUAUCUCGGUAUCCUGAUAUUGUUCCUCGUGGGCUCGUCGGUACUCGGUCAAGCGUUCAGCUGGCUGUGGUAUUCUUACGAUAACUUUGAACGGCUGACAAAGGUCGAGAGGUGCCUCAGUCCUCGGCAGCUCAAAGUUUUGCACUUUUUACAGCUGGGAACCUACUUCAGGCAUGCCGGCGUCGUUGAGCUCACGUCCUGCAGUUGCAUUACAAAGACCCGAGACCCAGUAGACGCCGCGGUGUUCUUGACCCAUGACCUCAGCAUGCUGCGUCUCUUUGAGGCUUUUUCAGAGAGUGCGCCGCAACUGGUGCUCAUGCUCACCAUCAUGCUGCGGCAGGGGCAGCUGGAUACUCUGACAGUGUUGAAGGCCAUCGCGUCGGCUUCCGCCAUCGCCUUCAGCGUGACCGUCUAUCACUCCUCCCUGCGCUCCUUCCUGCCUGAGAAAAAAAAGCAGCGCCCCAUCUCGGCGCUCAUCUACUUCACCUGGACUCUCCUCUUGAUCGCCUCCCGGCUGGCAGCCGUCGCCCUCUUCGCCUCGGUCCUGCCCUGCUUCAUCUUCACCCACUUCAUUUGCUCCUGGCUGCUCCUCUUCUUUUGCGCGUGGCGCUCCAAGACCGAGCUGAUGGACGGCCCCGGCGGGGAGUUGCUGUACCAGGCCAGCGUGGGCCUCAUCUGGUAUUUCAACUGGUUCACUGUGGUGGAAGGAAGGACUAGAUACAAAUUGUUGUUCUAUCACAUCUUCAUCUUGCUUGAUAUGUCCUUAAUGUGUGGUUUGUGGUGCUGGAGGACGCACACACGACAACCCCUUCCUUUUAAAAUCCCCCUUUUUUAUGCCUGCCUCACUGGUGUCAGCGUGGUCGGACUUUACAUACUCGGCCUGAUUCUCAAAAUCAUCUACUACAAGUGCUACCAUCCAAACUUGAACAAAGAGGACCUGAAAGGGGACGCCAGUAGCACUACAGAGAAGGGAGGCGUGUUCUCAGCCCGUAAUUUGGCGCUGGAGGACAGCGUUCCUCGCUUUUGCGAUCGAAGUCACGUGGGUGAAGAUUUACCGGACGGGGCUGUGGCCCAGGCGGACAGCAAACUUUACAAUAAGAGAAUGAGGAAGCUGGCGGAGAAUUUCUUCUCAUGACACGUUCACUUGACUUGCACGUGGAUGACUCACGCACAGACGUGAUGUAUGAUUUAUGUCACAAGGGAAUGGCUCUCCAACCUCAACGUGGAGCUCUUGACAUUCUGUUGUUAGAUGCUUAUUGUUAUUUUAUUUUGAAUUUGUUCAUCGGUUCUGUAUGUACAUUGGACAAGCUGUUACAGUGUCACUGAUAGUGAACCGCGUAAGUCUGAUAACUCAAGACGGUGUAUGUGCCACAUUUUAAGGCUCCGUACUAAAAAGAUAAGAGCAAAAAAUAUGAAAGUGAAACUCACAAUAGUGGAUUUGAUUGUUUGGUUAGGUACAUCUGCACAAUCUAAUACAGUGAAGAGAAUAAGUAUUUGAACACCUUGCUAUAUUGCAAGUUCUUCCACUUAGAAAUCAUUCUAUUGGGUUUAGGUCUGGGACUGGCUAGGCCACGCCAGAACCAUGAUAUGCUUCUGACGGAGCCACUCCUUAGUUUUCCUGGCUGUGGGCUUCGGGUCAUUGUCAUGUUGAAAGACCCAGCCAUGACCCAUCUUCAAUGCUGUGACAGAGGGAAAGAGGUUGUUCCCCAAAAUCUCACAAUACAUUGCUGGGGUCAUCCUCUCCUUAAUAGAUUGCAGUCGUCCUGUUCCAUGAGCAGAAAACCCCCCCAAAGCAUCAUGCGACCACCCCCAUGCUUCACAGUAGGGAUGGUGUUCUUGGGAUGGAACUCAUCAUUCGUCUUCCUCCAAACACGGUUAGUGGAAUCACCAAAAAGUUCCAUUUUGGUCUCAUCUGAGUACAAAACCUUCUCUCCUCUGUAUCAUCCAAAUGGUCAUUGGCAAACUUAAGAGCGGCCUUGAAAUGUGCUGGUUUAAGCAGGGGAGCCUUUUGUGCCAUCCAUUAUUUCAAACCAUAACGUCUUAGUGUAUUACCAACAAUCACCUUGGAAAUGGUGGUCCCAGCUCUUUUCAGGUCAUUGACCAAGUCCUCUCGUGUCAUCCUGGGCUGAUUCCUCCCCUUUCUAAGGAUCAUUGAGACACCAUGAGGUGAUAUCUUGCAUGGGGCUCCACUCCGAUUGAGAUUGAUCAUCCUGUUUAUCGUUUUCCAUUUUUUAAUGAUUCCUUACAGUGGACCUUUUUUCACCAAGCUGCUUGGCAAUUUCUCCGUAGCCCUUUCCAGCCAUGUGUUGUACAAUUUUGUCUCUCGUGUCUUUGGACAGUUUUUUGGUCUUGGCCAUGUUACAAGUUUGAGUCUUACUGACUGUAUGGGGUGGACAGGUAUCUUUAUGCAGCUAACGACCUCACACAGGUACAUCUGAUUCAGGACAAUACAUGGGGGUGAGGUGGAAUUUUAAAGGCGGACUAACAGGUCUUUGAGGGUCAGAAUUCUAGCUGACAGACAGCUGUAAAAAUACCUUUUUGCAGCUGUAUCACACAAAUAAAUUGUUAAAAAAAAAUCAUAGAUUGUGAUUUCUGGAUUUUUCUUUUUAGAUGAUCUCUCUCACAGUGGACAUGCACCUACGAUGAAAAUUUCAGACCCCUCCAUGAUUUCUAAGUGGGACAACUUGCAAUAUAGUAGGGUGUUCAAAUACUUAUAGUGAAAACACACACACACACACACACACACACACACAUACAGAUAAACAGUAUGUGCCUGCCUACUGAUGCACUUCCGGUAUAUAGCUACUCAUACAUGCCUAUUUAAAUACUUAUAGUACAUUUAAUGUCAUUGUAUUUAUGAAUGUAAUUAAAAUAACACCUGUUUUUCAGAUUGCGACCAAAUGAAAGAAACCUUUUCGCUGGAUAUUAGUGUACUCUGCUUAAAUAUGAAAAGACACUGGUCUGUGUAUUUACAAUGUACUGACUUUAUCAGAUAAACAGGAAAUCCUUACAGAGACGAGUUGAGGUCCUGAACGGCUAAAGUGGUAAAAAAAAAAAAAAACAAAAAAAAAAAAAAAAACAAAAAAGACCGUCACGAGUCCUUACCAAGAGAUGAUAAAAAAUAAAAAGCAAAUUUUAGGUUGAAAAAGUUGUCAGAGACUAUUGUACUUACAACAUUGCAUCCCCGUUGUUUACUUGAAAACAAACAUUGCAUGCAGGGUACUCACGGAACAAAAUUAUUUCAUGUCAGUCAUUGCAGGGGCAUUCUGUAUAUUGUGCAUAAAGUGAACAAAAAUAAUGGGUUUUAUCCUUUGUUCAACUUGCCCCUUCCCCCGCCUAUUUUAGUAAUUCCAAGCCAGUAAUACCACGUACAAUAUUACUUACGUAUUGAUUGUCUCCAAGCCAAUAUGAUGUCACAGCAACUAAUUUGAAUCUAUUCAACAGGAACACAGAGCACACGCAACUCAUGAGCUAUUUGAAUACAUUUAAAACAAAAUGGUUGCCGACUUCUAAACAAGAAAAAAAACGACAAUUUGAAAGAACUUCCAAAAAGAUCUGAAUUCCAAAGAAAACAGCAUUAAAAAAAGGAGAACUAUAACACUUAAGAUAACAUAAUACAAUGUUACGCGGAUUAAACAAACUCUUACACCUUUCCCUUUGAGAUUAUGCAUAUAGAUGGUUAAAGGCACAAUAUAAAUAUGCAAACACAAUAAAAAAAAAAACACACACACAACCAAAUGCACACAAAUACACAUUCUUAACGGUCCAAAAGCUGCAAGUGAGUAAAAGAAGAAACCUUCAGGCUCAGAAUUGUUCAGUCAUCCAUGCCACGUGGACAUGAGGUUGACCUAGCCUCCAAACUAUAUUUAACGAGCAAUCAAAAGAUGUAUUGCACAGUUGCCAUCUCAUUAGUACCGUUUCCGUCCGCAUGACAACGGAACCUUGUCAUGCCGUGUUCUCCUACAUUUACCAAAAGUCCAAAUCCAUUCCCCAAACUGUGAUGUAAACAAUCAAAGCAUUUGGCUCGCAAACCUAAAUCAAAUUUGUUGACUGACUCAAUUAAUACGGCGAUGCUUUUGCUGUAAUUUUUUUUUUUUUUGGGUUAACAUUUGGUUUGACAUUCAAUUGCAUCAAUAAGCACUUUCCGAAAAUAUAUGUAACAAGCCCAGUGAUUUAUGAGCUGAUUUGCCAAAAUGCAUUCAAUAGUUCUUUGCUACAUUGAGACAGGAGAAAAAAAAGACACCUACUCAGUGUUUGCGGGAGUGGAGUCUGGCCGAGUUUAGUAAAACCAAAACGAGAAAUCGGAAAAUGCGACUUUGAUAAAUUAUUUACAAGGGUCACAUUCUUCUCUGCUCAUUUAAACAAAAGAAAAAUGGCCAACAAAUCAUAUUUAAUACCAUGUUACUUAUCUUAACACUCUGGAAGGACACUUGGGCUUGUGCGAUGAGGCAGCCAAAGGGGCCAACAGAUGAGAGUUGAUGAAUGUUUGCUCUCAUGGGGGAAUUUU